This is a messenger RNA of Panicum virgatum (switchgrass), 846 nucleotides long. Its product is annotated as RING-H2 finger protein ATL39-like. Bases 241 to 738 code for a protein of 165 amino acids. The record is from RefSeq and is a predicted model, not a curated record. The transcript has a single exon. Lineage: Eukaryota; Viridiplantae; Streptophyta; Magnoliopsida; Poales; Poaceae.
UCGGUAACUCGCAGGUAUACCCUAUACUUUACCGUGCUGAUGUGAUGAUAAUGACGACGUCGGCCUCCUCUUUGGUUUCUCCCAAGUCCUAAUACUUAAAACACUAUAUCUUGGUGUCUCCAAUUCUCCAUAUCCUGCCAAGACAUGACAAAUUUCACAUUAUCCAUGGAAACAUGCGAGCCUGCUGCCCGUGCCCCUCGCUGAUCCUUUAGAGACACAAGAACAUCACUGUAUACUAGCAUGACCAACCCAACCGAGAUCCUCUCCGUGGUGCUGCUCGUCGCCGGCGUCUCCCUGAUGCUGCUCAUCCACAUCCUCGUGAUCAUCUGGGCGUUGCGGCGCGGGCUCGGCUCCCGCGGCACCUCGCACACCACCGACGAGGAGCGCGCGGCGGGCGGCCGCUGCGGCGCCGGGGGGCUGUCCGCCGGCGAGCUCCGCGCGCUGCCGUGCCACGACUUCGUCAAGCAGGCCGAGGCCGAGGCCGCGGGCGGGGACUGCGCGGUGUGCCUCGAGGCGUUCGAGCCCGGCGACCGGUGCAGGCGGCUGCCGCGGUGCGAGCACAGCUUCCACGCCGAGUGCGUGGACUCGUGGCUGAGGAAGAGCGCCGCGUGCCCCGUGUGCCGCGCCGACGUGGUGGACCGGCCGCCCAAGGCGGCGGCGGCGGCGGCGCCAGGGGCUCUGGAGAUGGCGGAGAGAACAAGCACGGCCACAUUAUUGGGGAUCGUCGCUGAAAGAUAAGCCGAAGGAUUGGCACUCGAUCGGCGUGUUACGUAGUUGCACAGGAUUUGUGUUGUUUGUGGAAAUAGCCUGUACAUGUAUCGUGGUAUGUAUUUCUCUUCGGAUUUA